Messenger RNA from Biomphalaria glabrata, 5186 nucleotides. RefSeq lists its product as uncharacterized. Gene Ontology annotation, molecular function: microtubule binding; ATP binding; microtubule motor activity. Gene Ontology annotation, biological process: microtubule-based movement. The record is from RefSeq and is a predicted model, not a curated record. The transcript has 18 exons. NCBI's taxonomy places the organism in Eukaryota, Metazoa, Mollusca, Gastropoda, Planorbidae. The coding region runs from base 410 to 4249 and encodes 1279 amino acids.
CUAGGUUAUAGAUAUCUAGCCAGAUCUAGUUCGUUUUGGUACCAUUUGGCUAAAUUAAUGCCCAUAUUGUGUAGCCUACUUUACGCAGCUCUGUAAACAAUUCGCAAAAAUACUUUUGAUUAUUUUAAAUUCGUAAUCAAUUGUAUUUUACGGACCUAUGCACUUUUACUCAUUUUGAAUCAUGGGAAUGUUAGAAACAAGAUGGCGCGUGUAAACUACCCAUGAUUCGGAGGGCUUGAUUGCUGGACUUUUUGGUCGUCAUCUAUCUAGAUGUCUAGUGAUGAUUGAAAUUGAAAAGUCCAAGCACUGAAAUAGGGCAGUGCUGUCUCAUUGAUGGAGAACCAGCAAACAAAAACAACACAAAUUCAGUGAGAGUUAAGCACUGCCCAGCAGUCAUCUGUAGAUUGUCAUGGCGCAAAUAAAAACUUAUGCCCGCCUCAAACCUUCCAAGAGACCCUACCCAGGCUAUGAGAUUGCUAACAACGUCUUAACAGUUCACAUCCCAGACAGCAAGGAUUUUCUUAUCCAAGGAUACCAGCAGCCUAUACGCAGCAACAUCAGUUAUGACAUCAUCUUUACAGAUAUCUUCAGGCCAGAAGCCACUCAAGAGGAUGUUUUUGAGGGGGUUGCUAAAGAUAUCAUUCAGAAUUUUCUCAAUGGCUACAAUGGAACAAUAUUUGCUUAUGGUCAGACUGGGACAGGCAAAACAUAUACUGUGGAGGGUAACUCAAAUGGAUAUAAUGCAAGAGGCCUUGCUACUCGAGCCCUGAGCUUGAUAUACCAACAGUUGUCAAAGCGUACAGAUGAACAUAUUUCUGUGUAUAUUUCUUACUUGGAAAUAUAUCAAGAAGUGGCAUAUGACUUGCUCAAUGCUGCUAGUAGGUCUUCUUCUUUGCCCAUGGCUCCAUUGGCCAAGUCUAUUAGGGAGGUGACUGUGGUGGAGGGUCCCAGGGGUUCUUGUAUCCUGAGAGGGCUUUCCCUACACCUAGCUGCCAAUGAAGAAAUAGCGCAAAUGCUCCUCUACCAAGGUCAAGCCAAUCGGAAGGUAGCUGAAACUCCGGUCAACCAGCGCUCAUCAAGAUCACAUGCAGUAUUCACUGUGUAUCUGCAAGUGAGAAAGCAUGAGUCUGAAGUUCUUGUUAACUCGAAACUCCAUUUGGUUGAUCUGGCUGGUUCCGAGCGAGUGUCAAAAACUGGCGUUGAUGGGCAGCAGCUGACUGAAGCCAAGUCCAUUAAUUUAUCCCUGCAUCAUCUUGAAACUGUUAUCAUUGCUCUACAAUCUGACAGAACCAAUACCCCAAGUAACACCACUGCUGGAGAUAAAAGUAAGGGAGACAAUCUGCCCACUGCUAGCCGAAGUACUUCAUUUACAUCAGGUCCAUCAAGCGAAGGAAACAGGCCAGUUAAGUUUGUCCCCUAUAGAAAUUCUUUGCUCACCAUGGUCCUGAAGGAUUCUUUAGGUGGCAAUUGUUUGACAGCCAUGAUUGCUACAAUCUCUUUGGAGCCGGAGAAUUUGGGAGAGUCAAUAUCAACAUGUCGCUUUGCCCAGCGUGUGGCUCGUAUUGCCAAUAAUGCAAGGAGAAAUGAAGAAAUUGAUGAUAAAACUUUAAUCAGGAGACUGAAACACAAAGUAGCAGACUUAGAAAAUCAAGUGGCAUUCUUAAGAUCAAAGGGAAAGCCUGAGCCUAUAUCUAACAAUUAUCUUUUGGGUUCACUUACUGAGGAAGAUCGUGUUGUCUGUGCAAAAAUAAUGGAAGGAUUCCUACAAGGAGAAAUCCCUGACCCAGUUGAUGCUGGUAUUUGUGACCAUUGCCGUUUCCGUGAGUGUCUGCACCUGUUGAAACACCAGUGCCUUCAGAUUGGCAAUGUGGUCUGGCCACCAAAGCUGCCAACCCAGCAAGCCCAGCCUGGCAGGCAGUCUCCAGCUGACCGGGCUGAAGCUGUGCUGCCCAACAACCCCAACAGGGACAGUGGUGACCAUGUCAUGAACACAACUUCUCAAGGGACAUCACCCACAGCUCCAACAAAUAUAGUGUUACCAGGCUCCACAUCACUCAAAAACUCAUGUGAAGCUCCUCAUCAGUCCCCCUCUGAGGCCACCAUCCACUCAUCUGAUGACUACUUGCUGGACAAUCAAGAAAUUGGUCAAGCAGAAGGCGGAAUAUUCCUAGGAAUGAACAAAGGUGGCUGCUCAACCCUUGCCUGUGCCAAGGGAGAGAAAUCCUAUGAAUGGAAGAAUGAUGUGGAUGUUACGAAAAGCGUGAAAAGAGUCGUCAAGCCAGGAGAGGAACAACUAUCUAAACUUGAUCCCCAGGAUCUUAUAAAACUGGACCCGCUGAUCAAAGAGCUGGCCAUAACACACAACAAUAUAAAGUUAAAACUGUUGGUGGCUGAACGAGAACUUGACGCUCAGCAUGUGUACCUAACAGAGCUACGACUCAGACAGGCUGACCCAGAAGUGAUUGCUAAACAAACACUUGUGGAAAAGCAUCUACUCAAGAGACAGGAGAAAUUACGAAAUAAGCUGACAAAUGUAUUAAUUCAGAAGAACAAACUGGAAGUCUUGCGCAGGGAAAGUGGCCUGUGUUGCCCAGUUAGUGGCACGUCCUCAAGAGUGUCAGUGGAAGAGUUCUCUGCUGGUACCAAGCAGACCAUAGGCCCAGCAAAUAGCAAGCAAGUGUAUGAAUGUCUCAGAAAUGAGAAUAAAACCAACAAGGAUGCUAAAGCAGAAAUGAAUUCUAGCCUAGAGGUGCCUUUCAUCAAAGAGAUAGAUAAAAUGGAAAGUAACCAGUCCUCCUUGUAUCAUCCAAUGAGGCUAAACUAUGACUGCGAGACUGAUUCUUUCCUUCACCCAGUUGCAGAGGAUAGGAAUGGGUCAAGGUCAAGAGAUGUGGUGUUUUCCUCUGCCAGUGAUGUUGAUGCAUCAGAGAUGCAUGUCAAACGGCUUCAGGAGUACUUGGACCAGGUUCUUAAUGUAACCUUCAUUGACAAGCUUGCUUCCGACAGACAUUGUGAUGGGAGGCCUAAUAGGAGCUAUUACGUCACUGGACAGAGUCAGACUUCAAACAAUCCUUUGUGCAAUGCUGCAGGUACACAGGACAACAACAUUUCUCCUGGCUAUGAUGGGGUGAUGCCCACAGAGGUUAAAUCUUUGCAUGACCCUCGACACAGCCAUAAAUUUGCCAUGGAUGACAGGCCGUACGAGUCCAGCUCCCUGGUUACACCGGAAAAAAACAACAUUGAGACACUGUACAGUAUUAGGAACCUCAACAACAGCACAGAUGCUUGGAGUGUCAGUAGCAAGAGCUCCAAAAGUGGGAGCAAAAAGUACUCCAGCAAAAGCCGAGACAGCUCUACAAAGAACUAUAACAAUUCCAACAACUGUAACUUCCAGCCUUUGCCAAGCUUACCCAGCUAUUUACAAAUAUGUGUUAACAGAUCACUUCUCAAUCCAUUUUCUAGUCUUGAAUUUAAUAUCAAAGCUUUUCCUUCUAGUGCUGAAGUAUUUCCGGAGUCACUUUGUCUUCAACAAUCUCUGAUCUGUCCCUCACCUCAACAGAGAGGUGAAGAGUUAGCCCAAAAUAAAGUUAUCAAAAAGCUGUUCCCAACUCAGACUGCUGAAACAUUGCAUCUCAACUCUAUAAAAGGUAAUCAUCAAACUAAUUCAAGAAACAGAUUUCAUGAUUUCUCUAGACAACUCUCUCCUUGCUUGUACAUCUGCUCUAAGACAGAUGCUGAAAAGUUACACAAGAUAAGACAUCUGUUGGCCAGUCUGACUUUAGACUCCUACCCACAGUUAAUGCUGAACUACACGAACAGCAUUAGAUUGGAGGUAAAUGUGGUUUCUAAAGCAUGCGAAGGAAUAACUUUUUUGCUGUUGAGUGAUGCAAGGUCUAAAUUUAUUGAACUUGGCAAGUCUAGAACUGAAGAUUGUUCGUCUGGCUAUUUUUUAUCAGAAACCAAAUUUCCAUUGAGGAAAACUUGUGACAACAAAGAUGUUCCAAGUGACAGAAGUCCACUGCUGAAGGGUGAACACUCACAUUUCAGACACAUUUCCGUAAGUCCAUGUCCCAUCACUGGAUCUUUAAAAGCCCAUCUCAUGUUUUUUGCCAGUGAGAACUCUGUACCACAGCAUGAGGACAGCCAUUUGAAGUUCACACUGGCAGAAGAGAGAAGGGUGAAAAGAACAGUGGGGCAAGCGGCGCAGACCAUUCAGAGACAGUGGCGCAAGUUUCGUUUCCGGCAAUAGUACCCAUAGACAAGGAAAACUUCCGAAUGGAGCUACUAACAUAACAAGUCAGAUGACCACUUCUCCUUACUGUGAAAUGAAAGGACUAGAAAAAAAAGUGUAACACAAAUAGACACUAAUUUGAAAUGGCCUACUCGUUCCAAUGUUGGUCGCUAUUUCAUGUUUUAUUUUUUGCUUGUAACCUAUACCAUUGUCACGGCAAGGUGCUAUGAUGUCAUUGAUUUGUCUAAUUUCAGAGAAUUAGUGGAGACAUUUACUUAAACUGUGGUGGGCCUAAAGAGCUUUGUUUUGUCAGCAAGUAAACAAAAGAUAUAUAAUUGUUCUCACAUAACUUUUGUUCAUGUUUUUCCCCUCUGCUUAACUUUACUGCAAGACUUCAAUUGUGUUUAUCUCUAUGGCUAGACUAAAGCAGGCAUUGUAUUGCCAGGAACUUCAAUAUUUUUUUUAGUGGCAAUUUCUCAAUAUAUGUUGCCAUUUUACAAAUUAUAUUUUGUUAGUAGACUACCACACUGCCCUUGGACUCUUUUUUUUUUUUAGAGCAUACUUUACCAACUGUUUGAUGAUGUUAAAUAUUAUGUUCUUAUACUUUGUAUAUAAAAUCUCAAAUGUUAAAAAGUUACCAAAUGAUCUAAGACCAAAAAUAAUUCAGUAGCAGCUGCCAUGUUGUACCCUUAACACAGUAGUCUUUAAAUGAACUUGGAAUGAAUAUUCUACUAUUUAAUCCUAGUCUUAGUUUAAAUUAUAGAACAAUUACUUUCUUUUUACAAUAUUUGUCUGGGAAAUAAAAUAUUUUUGAAGCAUUUAAAAUAUUUUUCUAGAUAGAUGAUCUCUUUUAUUAAAUUUUUUUAUUUAUGCUAGUUACUGAAGUCAGUCAUCUGUUUAUUUCUUUUGUCAUGGAAUUCAAGAAAAAUAAAUUAGGGUAAUCAAAUAUUUGAAA